AUGGCACCAAAAUCAGAAGAAAUAGAAGAUACAACAAAUUAUUCUCCGUCAUCAUCAUUUUCUAAUAUUGAAGAAACAAUCGAGAAACUCACCACAAUUAAAUCAGUAAAUGUUCCAUUGCCAUAUUUUGUCAAGAAUGGAAAAAUGCUUUUAACCCCAGCAACAAAUAGAUUAUGGAUGUUAGCUAAACCAUUUCUUAAAUUAUUAAUGGAUCCAAAAAGAACACGUCCCAUAUUGACAGUUGCAAACCAUUUAUCAACGGUCGACGAUCCUUUAAUUUGGGGAAGUCUUCCUUUCAAAGUAUUUCUAAAUCGUGAAAAAGUACGUUGGACUCUUGGUGCACAAGAACUAUGUUUUAUCACACCUUUCAAAGAUAUUUGCACUUGGUCAAGUUGUACCUACUGUUAG
Molecule: messenger RNA, 408 nt
Organism: Entrophospora sp. SA101
Lineage: Eukaryota; Fungi; Glomeromycota; Glomeromycetes; Entrophosporales; Entrophosporaceae
Source: the annotation of a GenBank genome assembly